GGAGGGUUUGAUGGCACAGCGGAGAAGGAAAGAAAGCACCAGGGACUGGCAGCAGGGUUUGUGAACAGCGGGGUUUGUUGAGACUGAAAGAAUAGAUGUGGCUUCCUUCGGUUCGGGAUAAGUCUCCAGACAGAUUUCACAUCAGCAGCACUCACAGACGAGCGGCGGAUGGAUGCACGUGAAAGCCGCGGUUUCCCCCGACAUUUGAACUUGGUUCUUUUCAAAGGCAGCUCCGGCGCGGCGGGCGGAACUGGGCUGUAAAACCCACGGUCCUGCCGGGGGGAGUCGGGGUCGCUAAUCCCCCGCCUGGGCUCAGGGGGAGUUUUGUCUUUAGCUAGCUAGCAUCAACUACUGCCAGGGCUGCGGUGCGUUCACGGGCACCGUGCAAGCGCGCCAACCACCAAGAUGUACCCAAGGGCAUAGCAACGACAACAACAGCAACAACAAAAACAACAACAACAACAACAACAAGUCAUGUCGGACUGACAACGGCACCGUGGCUCCACCGGCCGCGAAGUCACAGCAGCGACCACAGCGGCUCAUUGCCAGGCGGGGAGAGAGAGAGAGAGAGAGAGAGAGAGGGAGAGAGGGGGGGAGAUCAGACAGCUAACCCCGCUCACAUCGCCCUCCGGAGACCACCGAGAGCAGCAGCAGCAGCUUCCAGCCCCUCCAGCCACUCCGCAUCCAGCCAACAUGGGAGAGCAGCCCAUCUUCAGCACACGGGCCCACGUCUUCCAGAUUGACCCGAACACCAAGAAGAACUGGGUUCCCACAAGUAAACACGCUGUCACGGUCUCCUACUUCUUCGACAGUACCAGGAAUGUAUAUCGAAUCAUCAGCCUGGAUGGAUCUAAGGCCAUCAUCAACAGCACCAUCACCCCCAACAUGACAUUCACUAAGACGUCACAAAAGUUCGGCCAGUGGGCCGACAGCCGGGCGAACACAGUCUAUGGCCUCGGCUUCUCGUCUGAGAGUCUCCUGGUCAAGUUUGCAGAAAAGUUUGCCGAGUUCAAGGAGGCAGCGCGGAUAGCGAAGGAGAAGUCUCAGGAGAAGAUGGAGCUCACCAGCACUCCCUCUCAGAGCGGCGCUGCCAAAAGGAAUGUGUUGUCACUCAGCAAACCUGGUAAAAAGAAGGAGUCGGCCCCGGGUGACCUGCUUUCACCUUUGACCCCUGAGAGCAUCAACGGUACGGACGAAGACAGAGUCACCCCAGAACCACCGCAACCCGCUGAAGCCAGAGCAGAGCCUUCCCAGAAUGCACUGCUCUUCCCACACAGUUCCAGUUCGACCAGCAUCAAUAAGCACUGGGAGGCGGAGCUCGAGGCACUCAAGGGGAACAACGCCAAACUGACAGCCGCUCUGCUCGAGUCCACAGCCAACGUCAAACAGUGGAAGCAGCAGCUGGCAGCCUAUCAGGAUGAGGCGGAGAGGCUACACAAACGGGUGACGGAGCUGGAGUGUGUGAGCGGUCAAACAACGGUCAUCAAAUCUCAGAAGACAGAGCUUAACCAAACAAUCGAGGAGCUGGAGUUGGCUUUGAAGGCCAAAGAGGAGGAGUUGGAGAAGCUUAAAGAAGAGGUGCAGAGUGCCCACGAGUUUCAGUCCCACAAAGACACUCUCACUCAGACACUACAGGACACGGAGACGAGGAACCAGACGCUGGAGGCCCAGCUGAGCGACCUGGAGCAGCGUCUGGAGGGCAGCCAGCUGGAGAGAGAAGCCUUUCGCAAGAGCCUGCGCUCCCUGCUGGAGCUGCUGGACACCAAGAUCUUCGAGCUGACCGAGCUGCGGGACACGCUGGCCAAGCUCAUCGAGGGGAGCUAGACACACACAGACGCAGACGCACACACACAUGCACGCACGCCUCCACUUCCACCAACGCCAGCGCGGCAGCCAGUGUGGCCCAGAGAGUCGCUCUAAUGACAGAAUUCACCUGCAUGUCGGCACUCACAUAAUCACAGACAUGUACAACAACUUGAAUUCUCUUCUCUUUUAGUUCCACAUGUAUACGAUACGUGUAAAAGAGUAUGUUUACACACUUUAUGCAUUAACGGUACACACAUUUUGCUACGUCCGCAUCGUUUACAAAGUGCAGAGGGCUUCGCUCGGGACAUGCCUUCCCUCCGCUCGCUCCACUCUGGAUUAUUCUCGACUUUGUGACCACACAGAAACUCUGAAUGAAUCCAUUUUUUUUGAAUUUUUUCCGAAUAUCCUUCCGUUCGAGCAGACGUUACAUUUUCUUCUUGCUUUCUGCUCCUUCGUUCAUUUCGACUUUUUUUUCGGCUUCGCUUUGGUGCAGUUUUGUAAACACCCGGAGCCUCCGAUUGUUCCCUGUCUUCUCUUUUUUUUCUCUCUCUUCCUCACCUUUCUCAGCCACCGGGGGUCAUUGUCAGCCAAAUGAACACUGUAAGAGUCGACUCGGGCUUUUCUUACACCCUGAGAUUGAUCUUUUUUUUUCAUUAUUGAAACUCUGGAGGGUCGAAUGUGAUGAAGAGUUAAGUACUGAUGUUCCUCCUCUGACUGAAAUCCACUGUUGGACCGCCAAAAAAAACAAAAAAGGCCAUGGAGGACCUGCAGUAUGUCUUAUAUUCUUAUACAAUAUAUGAGCAAUACAAAAAGGGAGCGUCCGAGGGUAAAUAAACACUUCCCACUCUCACUUUCAGGUAAUUUUACCCCUGUCUUGAUUAGACCACAAGCGAGGUGGGAUUUUAUUCAAUAGUUUUUCUUUCUAUCUAAUUUUUUUUUUAAAGAAUAUUAUUGUAACAAAUUCAUAGUGCACUUGUAAAAAUGGGGUUUGUGUGUGUGGGUGAAUCAGAUGAUCUUGUUUUCUUUCCCUUAUUGUUUCUGUUGCUACUUGAAGUGCAAUGAUUUAAUCCUUUUUCUUCUUUUGUUAAUUUAUUACUCAAAGAGCUGAGUUUGUUCUAAUGAUGAGCUGUAAAGCAAAGAUCUUUAUUUACAUCUCCUUUUCACUUCAUCUUUUCUAUAGUCUGGUACGUGGGUGUUGAGGUACUUUAGUUUUUUGGAAAAACUGGCAAUAUUUUUGAACUAUUUAUCAGAGCAAAUGAAAAAAAAAAAAGCCAGGCGACGGAAGUUCAAAUUUGCAAAGAAUCUGGUUUGCUUCUUUGGCCAAAUAACGUUUUCCUGUACAGAAUUUUUGCUGACGUUGCCUUUGGUACAGCGAUGCAUCAACGGUAGCUAACUAGCGGUACUUUCUUUCUUUCGUGGGAUUUCCUAUUGCCAAAAAUUCAGCGACACUGAGAGGAAGAGGGUACGUGCACCUGAAGAACACUACUUAAGGGCUUGUUGUCGGUUCUGUUACAUUUGGGAGACUUGAACGAUUUUAGCAGUGACUUUAUCACGUUGACUCUUGCAGCUUGAAAUGGAGAGAAAAAAAAAACCAUUUGAAUAAUACUUUUAAAUGUUGAUUAUACCACAUGAUUAAAAACACAAAUUGUAAUUUUGAGUUUAUAGUAAAACAAAAAUGAAAAUUGAGCUGUUGUCGUUCUUUCGCAAUCUGAAGGGUCUUUUCAUAGAAGGUUACCACGGAAACCGACCCCACCAGUCUCACAUGGUCCAGGUCAGGUUCGUUUUCAGGAUCAGUUUCUGACUCGACGCUUCAAAAUACAUAAGUUGCUUCAAAAUGGUUUCAAGGCUGUGAAGUGCAGUGCCCCAAUUUCUCUGGCUUUUACUCCACAAGGUUUGUUCACAUGAGUCGGACUCUCCAAACUCAUACGUGUCUGAAUUUCUCAUUUCAUUUUUCAAGGUUUGUGUUUGUGAAAUUCGAUCAACACUAACAAGUCCUACAGUCAGAAAGCAGUAAACCAAAACUUCAGCAGAGUCAGCAGUUUGAACACGUUGAGUGUACGGUGACAGACAUCAGCAGGUGGUGUUACAUCAGAGGAUGAGUCAGUCCCACUGACUCUCUGACGCAGCGAGAGAAGUGACAGAAACAACAACAGUUAAAAGGUUAAAGCUGCUGUGAGAAAAUCUGCCAAUAAAAAUACUCAAACCUAAAAUAAACAUAGCUCAUUGGAUAGAUAACAGAUCAUAGAUUCUGCAUUAGGCUUGUUAUUGAUUUUUUCCAUUUAAAACAUUUCAGAGUCAUUAAAACUCUGAAUUCCUCCAGAUUAUGCCACUGUGAUGAUGUCACUGCAUCUGAUCAUGACCUCAGCAGCUUCGGACCGUUCAUGACUUUGGUCCUUUCGUACACAAGAGAGAAUUCUAGAUCAAAUUGUUGGAAGUCAUGAAUCUUCUUAAAUGUGCCACUUGAGAAGGAAUCUGUUCGUUUGACUGUGACAUGAAGCUCAGAGUCGCAGCCGUCGUUCUUCCAGCUUAAACGUUUUUGGCAGAUAAAUACAAAUGAUCAGCACAAACUGUGGAAUCAGAAAAGAGGAGCAUCACUAUCAUGGAAGCCCUGUUAUUAAGGUUAAAAGUAAUCACUUAAUAUAAAAUAUGAAGGAACUUAAUGCCUGCCCAAGUCUACAUUUAAGUGUUUAUAUGCUGGUUACACACAGACCAAUCCAGUCUGACUUCAUGAAGAACAUUCAAACAUACUUUGGUGUUUAUUUUAUUUUUAUUUUUAAAAGGACAAAAAAUAUAUAUAUAAUAACUAGGAUAUAGAAAGCAGAGAGGAAUGUCAUGAUAGGAAACAAAAAAGCGACAAAAAGAAAAGCUUAUAAAGUACAUUUACAUUUGUACGCUUUAAAAAUUCUUUAAAAUAUGAAGCUUCAAUAAAUACUUCAAUACAUUUAGGCAUGCGGAUAUAGUUUUUUUUGACAUGAUUUACAUUUUCAUUACAGUAAAAUCCAUAGAAUGACUUUUAUCUUCAUUAUUGCACUUAUGUUGUGAUGGGUUUCGUCCUCAAACCGGCCACAUGCAUAAGGUCAUAAAGGUCCAAAUAAAAGAGGGAGGGAAAACUACGAGUCACAACGUGGAUUCUACAAAAAGCGGAAAAAAUAAAAAGCAAACAGAGCAGUGUGAGGAGGUGAAGGUCAAACAUGUAAUCUACUGUUUAGUAUCAGUAAAGGUGUGUGUGUGUGUGUGUGUGUGUGUGGGUAGAAGAGAAACUACACUCACACUCUGAGUAGGAAUGAUGUUUUACACUUGGCAACAGUGACUCUGUGUGUUUCACAAAGUUCAGCAUGAUGAGAAACGCACUCGUUCUGCUUUCAUGUCGAGUUAGAUGAGAGGAUCGAUAACCACUUCAGUCAGCAGGCAGUUAGCUUAGCUUAGCAUAAAGACUUGAAACAGAUAGAAACUAUUAGCCGGGCUGUAUUCUAAAGCAGCAAAAACUGAAUUGACAACACUAAAGUCAUUAAUUUACAAGAGAGAAA
Messenger RNA from Hippoglossus stenolepis (Pacific halibut), 5333 nucleotides. RefSeq names its product homer protein homolog 1 (gene homer1). Gene Ontology annotation, cellular component: cytoplasm; dendrite; postsynaptic density. Gene Ontology annotation, molecular function: G protein-coupled glutamate receptor binding. Bases 694 to 1824 code for a protein of 376 amino acids. Lineage: Eukaryota; Metazoa; Chordata; Actinopteri; Pleuronectiformes; Pleuronectidae. The transcript has 10 exons. Gene Ontology annotation, biological process: G protein-coupled glutamate receptor signaling pathway; regulation of store-operated calcium entry. The record is from RefSeq and is a predicted model, not a curated record.